AUUCUGCACUGUUGAUACGCCGCCGCCGCCGCCACCGCCACCGUCGGUCGCUCUGAUGCAAACCCUCAGCUCAAUUCUACGUCUCUUCCCAAGCCGUAACGCCGCCGCCUCUCCUUCCCAAAUGCAUCGCCUCUCAUCUCCGUCGGGAACUCUCCUCUCUUUCAUGGCAUCUGAUCCGCCUCGCUGGUGGCCACCAGCGCUUGCGCGACGACUUUUCCCUCUAUUGGCGGCUCCCGAUCCACCUGUCCGUCGUGUUUCCGGAUCCCCUCAUGGAUCUCGCAACGUGGCUACCGUCAGUCGAGUACAAGGUGACGAGUCCGGUAAACCAUACAGGCCACUGCCCAUCCCUUCUGGUAAGGUUAUUACUAUUUCCCAGGACAGCGAGCAUUACGCAAUCUCCCAAGGCUUGAAAAACAUUAAGACGGACAAUUCAAAAAAAAUGAAGAACACUUUGACGAGGGGCACAAUCUCGGAGGUUAUGGAUGAAGAUGAGAGGAGAAGUGACAGUGAUGCUUGUAGGGCAACCUUGGAGGUUAUUGCAGGCAAAGCGGAUACAUUGGGCCAAAAUGUGAACCUCACUGGUUGUGAGGAAGGUGGAAGGAGCGCAACUAAUGGUCAGAUGUCUGAAUUUCUUUUUAGUGAAGAAGAAGGAUAUACUGUGAAUAAUAUACUUGCAGAAAGCAGACACCGUGAUGGUUCUAUAUACAAAGAUAUGGAUUUAUGGUGGAAAGACGACUAUCGUAUUGCAGAUCGUAAUGAGACUCGGUUGGAGGCAAUGACGUUCUCAGAUCCCACAGAUUGCAUCAUUCAUGAUGGAACUUGCAUGAAACAUUACCCGCGUUGCAUGCUGCAAAUUUUCUCAUUGGAGGUUGCUAAAAUUCAUGUGGAUGGUGGUUUAGUAGAGUUGUAUGGAUACAUUGCAGUGCGGGAUGAUCUUGAUCCAUUGCUUAAUUAUGUUGCCAAUAUUAGCAGGGAUGAUCCCAUCAUCGUGGAGCAGGGUUCUCUUAUCAACAUGUCUGGCCCUAAGCGAGGGAUAGAGAUGUCGGACUUUAUUCUAAUUGAAUAUGACAUGAGGAUCAAGACAGGCAAACACGAAAAAGAUGACCUACAGCUGAUCGAUGGUGCUUCACUCAUUGGGGAUGGUGGCAUCUGGAUUCAGCCAUUCACAUUUCACAUCCCUGGUGACUGGGGCGCAGUCGACAUAACUUUAUCACGUCUUGGCAGAGCAGUUGAGGAGACUGUAGAAGUUAUCAUAUCGGAAGUGCAAAGCAAUUUCAGUUUGUCUCUUGGAUGUUUAACCAGUGGGCUUGAUGUGGAAAUCCGGCUGUUUGAUGGCACCAUCACUGAUUCUGGUGGCAUAAAGAUGUCUGUUAUUACUGUAGUGAAGGAUUCUUUGAUAGAUCUGAAAUUCAAGUUAGGCGCACAGCCAUCCUGUUCCGACCAAUAUUGUUGCUCCUUCAGGGCAAAAACACAUGGGCAUGAUACUCAUGGUAUAAAGACUGAUUUUGCGUUAAUAUCAAUGAAGGUGACUUGGUCGACCUUGCCUUGUGGCUUUUCGGGGUAAGGUGUAUCCAGCUAUACUUGUGUGUCUGAUUAGCGGGCA
Messenger RNA from Lolium perenne, 1603 nucleotides. RefSeq lists its product as uncharacterized. Lineage: Eukaryota; Viridiplantae; Streptophyta; Magnoliopsida; Poales; Poaceae. The record is from RefSeq and is a predicted model, not a curated record.